AUGGAAAUUAUUACGCCAUAUGCUGAGGCUAACUUAAAAGCUGGCUUCCGAAAGUGCGGUAUAUUUCCCUUGAAUAUCGAAGAAGUCCUAAGCCGUAUCCCUAGGAGUACUUGCAAUCCGGAUGUAGUUCAAUCAGCGUUUCUAGAAUCUCUUGAAGCGAAACGGACAGCGAUAACCAACACUACAACCAAGCGUAGAAAAAAGAUAAACGUUCCUGCUGGAAAAAGCGUUAGCGCCGAUGAAUCCAUAAUUACUGAAGAGACCUCGUUAGACGAGCUUACUGCUUCUUUUUCCAGACAGGAUGAAGAUGUAGUAUUUGAUGACAACUCUUCGGACGAUGUCAACUUUGAAGAGUUGGACAAAGAUCAACAGAUAGAAAAGGAAUUUAUGAGUUUUAUAGAAGGUCAAAAAAAUGAAUUUCAUUUUGCGAACGUGAUCCGAGAAGUGAGUCGUUUCGUAGUAUUCUCCUAUAUGGGACAAUUAUUCCCAGGGGAAAUUGUAGCUUUUGAUGACGAAAAAGUUACUAUAAACGCGAUGGAAAAGUCCCUUAAGAUGUGGAAAUGGCCUUCAAGACGCGACGAACUAACGUACCCUUGGUCUGACGUUCUAGGCGGCAUUGCUACACCCAAGAAAAUUUCCAAAAGAGGAACCUUCUCUGUUCCUGAGUUAACACCACUUUUUGAUCUAUGUUAA
Molecule: messenger RNA, 693 nt
Organism: Acanthoscelides obtectus
Lineage: Eukaryota; Metazoa; Arthropoda; Insecta; Coleoptera; Chrysomelidae
Source: the annotation of a GenBank genome assembly